This is a messenger RNA of Brugia pahangi, 234 nucleotides long. The record is from the annotation of a GenBank genome assembly. Lineage: Eukaryota; Metazoa; Nematoda; Chromadorea; Rhabditida; Onchocercidae.
AUGAGUCGUUUUCGAGAACGAAUAUAUAUAACACAUAGGAAGACACAUGGUCAACCUUUUAUCUAUGAAUGCAAAGUGCCCGGUUGUGGGCGAACAUUCAACUAUGGACCAUCAUUUCGCAGUCACAAACAGACGCAUGAGCCUAAUCCUCAGUGCAAGGAUUGUGGCAAAUUCUUCGCCACCAGGAAUACACUGCAAUAUCAUAAGAGCAUCUGCCAAACAAAAUCUCGUUAG